This is a messenger RNA of Stegastes partitus (bicolor damselfish), 2267 nucleotides long. RefSeq names its product canopy FGF signaling regulator 2 (gene cnpy2). NCBI's taxonomy places the organism in Eukaryota, Metazoa, Chordata, Actinopteri, Pomacentridae. The record is from RefSeq and is a predicted model, not a curated record. The transcript has 6 exons. Gene Ontology annotation, cellular component: endoplasmic reticulum. The coding region runs from base 108 to 662 and encodes 184 amino acids.
CCUGUCCGGCUGCUCCGCUGCUACGUCACCACAUUUCACCGAGUGUGAUGGAAGAACGUGGAGGAUCGAGAAGCUCCGAGAAAAGCCGCCGGUAAACAGACGCAAAAAUGAGGGAAGCUGUUGUCCUGCUCGCUUCGUGGCUGUUUGCGUGUCUCCUGCUGAGCUGCGGUCAGGCGGCCAGACAGGGUCAGGACGUCAGGUGUGGAGCCUGCAGGGCUCUGGUGGAUGAGAUGGAGUGGGCCAUCUCUCAGGUGGACCCCAAGAAGAUGAUCCAGACCGGCUCCUUCAGGAUCAACCCGGAUGGCAGCCAGUCCAUCAGGGAGGUUCCUCUGGCUCGCUCCGAGGGAAACCUCCUGGACCUGAUGGAGAGCGUUUGUGAGAGGAUGGAGGACUACGGUGAGCGCAUAGAUUCCUCCACAAACAGAAAGUCUUACGUUAGGAUCAAGUCUCGGAGCGGCGAAGCCAUGGACCUGUCAGAGGCCUCGCUGGACUCGAGAGUUACAGCCACCUUAAAGUUUGCAUGCGAAACAAUUGUUGAACAGAAUGAAGAUGAAAUCAUUGAAUUCUUCGCUCACGAAACGGAUAAUGUUAAAGACAAACUCUGCAGUAAGAGGACAGACCUCUGCGAUCACGCUCUGAAAAUGCCCCACGAUGAACUUUGAUGUUGUCUCGCCACAGCUGCCGUCUCUCCUGAGGUGCUGAGUGCUCUACUGUUUUCACUUGUUUAUACCAGGGCUGUGCUACAAGAUGUAUACAAAUCAUUAUGUAAAAAAAAAACGACAGAAAAUCUACCUGAAAAUGAUCAUGGAGAACAUAUGGACCACUUUUUCUAGCCUCAUCUAGUCGUAUUAUUUGGUCACUUGUUUGUGUACUGUAAGUUAUUACACCAUAGUCUCUCUCGUGAAGGUGCUUGUCUUCCCUUCAAUUGUGCUUAAAACUGAAACUGUGAAACUGCAAAAAUGAAGUUAGAUGCUGUGUUUCUUACAGGCUUCAUUGAGAUCAGGUUGAAUUUGGUCAAGUGGUUCUUCAGCUCGUAUUCAUGCACAAUGAAAAACUCUGUCCAAAAACUAAGUGCUGAUAGCAGAAAGUUUUCUCUUAUUCACAAUUAAUUGACUAAGAAAAAACUUUCUGCUAUCAGCACUUAGUUUUAGCUUUCAGCUCUAGCUUUAGAAGAAAGUUUUUAAUGCUCAUCAGUAUUUAUUGAACCGUCCACAACCACAGCAUUAACUGAUGCCAGUUCUGUUAAAGUAAAUUGAAAUCUUAAAGAAAAGUACAUUGUGUAAAAUCACAAAUAUAUAACAUUAUAGGCUUGCCUGUAGUACAAAUGAUAACAUGUGCCUUCGACACUUCGUGUUUUCCAGGUAGUUUCACACGACUCAAACACAACAUCAGCAGCUCCCAGAUUUACAACAUAUAGAAUUAUUGGUCCGUUUAAUUCAUCAAUAUGUGAAUUGUCUUAACUUGUUUUAGAACUUACCAAACCCUUUCCACCAGAGUAAGUGCUAACUAAAGAUUAGCUGACACUUGUAAACAAAAAAAGACGUAUCCUUUGCCAUGUUUUGGGCUGCUGGCGCCUUUUAUGUUACGUUAAAUCUCUAAAUACUAAGAAAGCAGUUUACCUGUUCAUGAGGAAUUUUGAAUUACAACUUUGAAGCUUCUACUUAAAAACACUCCUAGGUAUUUUGUUUAUGGUCCAGUUAUAUUUUGUUCUUAUCUUGAAGUGAAAUCAGAUCAGUAAAACGUUUUGAACUAGAGUUAGGAUGAAAUGUGGCAAACAGAAUAGAUUUUUGGAAACUAGUUAUGUCUGAAUCCCACAGAAAAAUAGCCAGAAGUAUUACUGAGCCAAAAUUACACAAAGUUUCACGUAUUUGCUUUUUUGGCCUUUUGAGUAAACACUACAGAAACCAGCUGCAGUCCCUUUGCAUUAUGAUAAUUACAGAGUUGAUUUAAAUAUGAGCAUCAAGGUUAUAUUAAAGUUUGGUGUUACUGAUAGUGUAAUUUAACUGUACUAUGUUGUGACCCCACAAGAGUGUGCCGUAGUCGACAACAGGCACUGUGAUGCACCCGCUUGGUGCAUUGGUCCUAAUGCUGUACUGUCCAUGUAGAAAGGUCAAAGAGUAUUUUUGGUAUCAUUUAUGUGAAAAAAAAAAGAAUUUACUGUCAUGUGAGCGUUCUCCUGAAAUUUCUUUUUUUUAUAAAAAAAUUUUUGUAUGUUUUCUGAAUCUGUUUUGUCUUCAAUCAAUGGAAAUAUAUUUGUACAACAUCAA